AUGAGUACCACACAUCGCCAGUUGGCUCUUUCCCAUGGAUCUAUAGAACAUACGAUUUUGGUGCCCACGGCACUUUUUUUCAAGUACUCCCAGUUGAAGGAGCAGUUUGCAAAGACCUUGCCUGUUCCUACUGAGGGCUUUGCUUCGGACGAGGAACCAGCAUCUCCAGCUGAAUUGUUUGCUAAAUUCGUGGGUUUCACCGCGUCUCUUGUUGACCCUGCUGCUAGAGGCGAAGGCCUGUUUGACGAAAUCUUGACUGCUGUCUUGCAAGAGUUCCAGUCGAGGUUCUUCCCUAACUCAGACAUCCAUAGCUUCGCUGCCCAGUUGCUUGCCGAUGAAACAUACCCAACCACCGCUGCCAAGACGAAAGAAGUGAUCAAACACUACUUUGACGCGGUCAUCAGCUCCAACACCAGCAUUCCUAAACAACUGUCGGACUUGGUGCAGAACUCCGCCCGCCGUUUGGCCAGAACUGUGGCUAUCUUUGGUGGCCAGGGUAAUACCGACGACUACUUUGAGGAAUUGAGAGAGUUGAACUUCAUGUACCACGGCCUUCUCUCCGACUUGCUCCAGAAAAUCGCCGCCAAGUUGACUCUGUUGGUCAAGUCCACCUCUAAUGUUGAUAAGAUCUAUACCCAAGGCUUUGACAUCUUGACCUGGUUGAACCUGCCUGACCAGACCCCUGACCAGGAGUAUUUGUUGAGUGUGCCUGUUUCUUGUCCUUUGAUUUGCGUCAUUCAGUUGUGCCACUAUGCUGUUACUUGCAAGACUUUGGGCAUUUCCCCAGGUGAGUUCAGAGACGCGUUGGUUGGUGCUACUGGCCACUCUCAAGGUUUGGUUACCGCCGUGGCUAUUGCCAGCGCUGGUGAUUGGGACUCUUUCAUUGAAAACUCCAUCAAGGCUGUUUCUUUGUUGUUCUUCAUUGGUGCCAGAUGUUUGAUGGCUUACCCAAGAACUUCCUUGCCUCCAACCAUGUUGCAGGACUCUUUGGAGAAUGGUGAAGGUAGACCUUCUCCUAUGUUGUCUGUUAGAGACUUGUCUCUUUCUGACGUUGAAAAGUUCAUCCACCAGACCAACGCUCACUUGCCUGCUGAGAAGCAUGUUGCCAUUUCUUUGGUCAAUGGUGGUAGAAACAUGGUUGUCUCUGGUCCUCCAGAGUCUCUUUACGGUUUGAACUUGACUUUGAGAAACAACAAGGCUCCUUCUGGUUUGGACCAGGCCCGUGUGCCAUAUUCCGAGCGUAAGAUGAAGUUCUCCAACCGUUUCUUGCCUAUUUUCGCUCCAUUCCACUCCCACUUGUUGGAACCAGCCACUGACAUGAUCUUGACUGAUGUCCAGAACGAGGGUUUGGUUUUCGAUGCUGCCGACAUCAAGAUCCCAGUUUACGACACUUACUCUGGUGAGAACUUCCAGAACGCUGAAGGCGAUGUCAUUGACAGACUCACCAAGUGUAUCACCGAAUUGCCUGUCCACUGGGAAACCGCUACCAACUUCGACAGCACCCACUUGUUGGAUUUCGGCCCUGGUGGCGUUUCCGGCUUGGGUGUCUUGACCCACAGAAACAAGGAAGGUACCGGUGCCCGUGUGAUUAUUUCUGGUUCCAUUGACACCAACCAGGAUGACGAGUACGGUUUCAAGCAGGAGAUCUUCAACAGAACCCAGAGCUCCAUCAAAUGGGCUCCUAACUGGUUGGACGAAUACAGACCCAAGUUGGUAAAGACCAAGGCUGGUAAAGUUUUCGUUGACACCAAGUUCUCCAGAUUGCUUGGUAGAGCUCCAUUGAUGGUUCCUGGUAUGACUCCAACUACCGUCAACACCGACAUUGUGUCUGCUACCAUCAACGCUGGCUACCACAUUGAAUUGGCCGGUGGUGGUUACUUUGAGCCAAAGGGUAUGGAGAGAGCUUUGAGAGACGUUGCCAGCAGAGUCACUCCAGGCUCUGGUAUUGGUAUCAACUUGAUUUACGUCAACCCAAGAAUGUUGCAAUGGGGUAUUCCAUUGAUCAAGGAAUUGAGAGCCAAGGGUUUCCCAAUCCAGUCUUUGACCAUUGGUGCUGGUGUUCCUUCUUUGGAGGUUGCCACAGAGUACAUUGAAGAGUUGGGCUUGACCCACUUGGGCUUGAAGCCAGGUUCCAUUGACUCCAUCAACCAGUCUAUUGCCAUUGCCAAGGCUCAUCCAAACUUCCCAAUUGUUCUUCAGUGGACUGGUGGUAGAGGUGGUGGUCACCACUCUUUCGAGGACUUCCACCAGCCAAUCUUGCAGAUGUACGCUAAGAUCAGAAAGUGCUCCAACAUUGUGUUGGUCGCUGGUUCCGGUUUCGGUUCUGAUGUUGACACUUACCCAUACUUGACUGGUUCUUGGUCUAAGGACUUCAACUACCCACCAAUGCCAUUUGACGGUGUUUUGUUCGGUUCCAGAGUUAUGACUGCUAAAGAGGCCCACACUUCUUUGGCUGCCAAGCAGGCCAUUGCUGAAUGUUCUGGUGUUGCUGACGGCAAGUGGGAGAACACUUACAAGAAGCCUACUGGUGGUAUCAUCACUGUGAGAUCUGAAAUGGGUGAGCCUAUUCACAAGCUCGCUACCAGAGGUGUCAUGUUCUGGAAGGAGUUGGAUGAGACUAUUUUCAACUUGCCAAAGAACAAACUCUUGGAGGCUUUGACCAAGAAGAAGGACUACAUCAUCAACAAGUUGAACAAGGAUUUCCAGAAGCCAUGGUUCGGCCGCAACGCUCAAGGUGUCUGUGACUUGGAAGAUAUGACCUACCAGGAAGUUGCCAACCGUAUGAUUGAGUUGAUGUUCGUCAAGAAGUCUGAGAGAUGGAUCGAUGUCUCUUUGAGAAACUUCAUGGGUGACUACUUGAGAAGAGUCGAAGAGAGAUUCACUUCUAGCUCUGGCAAGCAGUCUUUGAUCCAGAACUUUGCCCAGUUGGAAAAGACCCCACAGGCUUUCGUUGACAAGUUCUUUGACUCUUUCCCAACUGCCAAGACUCAGUUGAUCUCUGAGGAGGACUGUGACAACUUCUUGAUGUUGUGUGCUAGAGCUGCCCAGAAGCCUGCUCCAUUCGUUCCUGUUUUGGAUGAGAGAUUCGAGUUCUUCUUCAAGAAGGACUCCUUGUGGCAGUCUGAAGACUUGGAGUCUGUCGUUGACGAGGAUGUCCAGAGAACCUGUAUUCUUCACGGUCCAGUUGCUGCUCAAUUCACCAACAAGGUCGAUGAGCCAAUUAAGGAUAUCUUGGACGGUAUUCACGAGGGCCAUAUUAACAAGUUGGUUGCUGACGCUUACGAUGGUGACUUCUCCAAGAUCCUGUUGUUGAAUACUUUGGCGAACGUUUCUGGCGUCACUGUUGAGAAGUCUGGCGAUAAGACUACUUUCAAGGUUGGCUCUUCUGUUCCUGAGCAGGCCGAGUGGCUCAAGUUGUUGGCUGGUUCUGAAUUGAGCUGGUUGUACGCUUUCAUUUCUUCUGAGAGAGUCGUCCAGGGUAUUAACCAUGUUGCCAACUCUGUCAAGGACAUUGUGGGUCCAGCUGCUAACAUGGAAGCUGUUAUCACCAACGCUGGUACUGACAAGGCUAACCUUUCCCUUUACGAGGCCGUCCAAGGUGACUCCAAGAAGGUUGCCGAGAUCAAGUUGACUUCUGAGGGUCUUAUCCAGAUGUCUUUGAUUGAGCACAGAACUGCCGACAACAAGGCUGUUGAGUUGCCAUUCCUUUACAAGUACGUUCCAGAAGACGGUUUUGCUCCUAUUGUGGAAGUUAUGGAAGGCAGAAACGACAGAAUCAAGGGCUUCUACUGGAAGUUGUGGUUCGGUUCUGACGUUCCAGUUGACUUGGAUAUCAACGUUGACCAGGUUAUUCCAGGUGACAAGGUUACUAUCAGUGGUAAGGACAUUUCUGAGUUCACUCACGCCAUUGGUAACACAUGUGACGCUUUCAUUGCCAGACCAAACAAGCCAACCUUGGCUCCAAUGGAUUUUGCCAUUGUUGUUGGCUGGAAGGCUAUCAUGAAGGCUAUCUUCCCAAAGACUGUUGACGGUGACUUGUUGAAGUUGGUGCACAUGUCCAACGGCUACCGUAUGAUUCCUGGUGCUGAGCCAUUGAAAAAGGAUGAUGUUGUCUCUUCAGAUGCUCUCAUCAAGGCUGUUUUGAACCAGCCUUCCGGUAAGAUGGUCGAGGUUGUGGGCACUAUUUUCAGAGAAGGUCGUCCAGUGAUGGAGGUUACUUCCCAGUUCUUGUACAGAGGUGAGUACGAGGACUUCGAGAACACUUUCCAGAAGGUUACUGAGGACCCAUUCCAGAUUGCUUUCAAGACCGCUAAGGAUUUGGCUAUUUUGAGGUCCAAGGAAUGGUUCCACUUGGAAGAGGACGUUGAGUUGCUUAACCAGAUCUUGACCUUCAGAUGCGAGUCUACUUACAAGUUCAAGGCCGCUGGUGUUUACUCUUCCAUUAAGACUGUUGGUAGAGUCUACUUGGAGUUGCCAACUAAGGAGAUCAUUCAGGUUGGUUCUAUUGACUACGAGGCUGGUGUUUCUUACGGUAACCCAGUCAUUGACUACUUCUCCAGAAACGGUAACACCAUUGAGCAGGCUGUGAAGUUUGAGAAUGCUAUUCCACUUUCUUCUGGUGAGGAAUUGACCUCCAAGGCUCCAUCCACUAACGAGCCUUACGCUAAGGUUUCUGGUGACUACAACCCUAUUCACGUUUCUCGUGUGUUUGCUUCUUACGCCAAGUUGCCUGGUACUAUCACCCACGGUAUGUACUCUUCUGGUUCUAUCAGAUCCUUGGUUGAGCAGUGGGCUGCUAACAGUGUUGCUUCCAGAGUCAGAGCUUUCAAGGCUGACUUUGUAGGUAUGGUUUUGCCAAACGACAUUCUCCAGACCUCUUUGGAGCACAUUGGUAUGAUCAACGGUCGUAAGAUCAUCAAGGUUGAAACCAGAAACGUUGAAAACGAUACUCCAGUGUUGAUGGGUGAGGCCGAGAUUGAACAGCCAGUCACCACUUACGUUUUCACUGGUCAGGGUUCCCAGGAACAAGGUAUGGGUAUGGACUUGUACAACAGCUCUGACGUUGCUCGUGACGUUUGGGACCGUGCUGACCGUCAUUUCGUUGACAACUACGGUUUCUCUAUUCUUGACAUUGUUAAGAACAACCCUAACGAGUUGACUGUUCACUUUGGUGGUGCCAAGGGUAGAAAGAUUAGAGACAACUACAUUUCCAUGAUGUUCGAGACCAUUGGCGAGGAUGGUGAGAUCAAGUCUGAGAAGAUCUUCAAGGAGAUCGACCACACCACCACUUCUUACACUUUCCUUUCCCCAACUGGUUUGUUGUCUGCUACUCAGUUCACCCAGCCAGCCUUGACCUUGAUGGAGAAGGCUUCUUACGAGGACAUCAAGUCUAAGGGUUUGGUUCCAUCUGAUGUCAUGUUCGCUGGUCACUCUCUUGGUGAGUACUCUGCUCUUUCUUCCUUGGCUAAUGUCAUGCCAAUUGAGUCUCUUGUGGAUGUCGUUUUCUACAGAGGUAUGACCAUGCAAGUUGCUGUUCCAAGAGACGAGUUGGGCAGAUCCAACUACGGUAUGUGUGCUGUUAACCCAACCAGAGUUAACCCUACAUUCAACGAUGCUGCUUUGAGAUUUGUUGUUGACGAGGUUGCCAGCAAGACUGGCUGGUUAUUGGAGAUUGUCAACUACAACGUCGAAAACGCCCAGUACGUUACUGCCGGUGACUUGAGAGCCUUGGACACUUUGACCAACGUCUUAAACGUAAUCAAGUUGAACAAGAUUGAUAUUGUGAAGUUGCAAGAACAAAUGUCCUUGGAAGAUGUCAAGGGCCAUUUGAAGGAGAUCAUUGAUGAAGUUUCUGCUCAGUCUCUUGCAAAGCCUCAGCCUAUUGACUUGCAAAGAGGCUUUGCAGUGAUCCCAUUGAAGGGUAUUUCUGUGCCUUUCCACUCUUCUUACUUGAUGUCUGGUGUGAAGCCAUUCCAGAGAUUCUUGUGCAAGAAGAUUCCAAAGUCUUCGGUCAAGCCAAACGACUUGAUCAACAAGUACAUUCCAAACUUGACUGCCAAGCCAUUUGAAAUUACAAAGGAGUACUUCGAGGAGGUUUACCAGUUGACUAAGUCUGAGAAGCUUAAGAACAUCAUCGACAACUGGGAGUCUUACGAGAAGGCUUAA
Messenger RNA from Candidozyma haemuli, 6165 nucleotides. It is a transcript of the gene FAS1, whose product is annotated as tetrafunctional fatty acid synthase subunit. Bases 1 to 6165 code for a protein of 2054 amino acids. The transcript is spliced from 2 exons. The record is from RefSeq and is a predicted model, not a curated record. Gene Ontology annotation, cellular component: fatty acid synthase complex. NCBI's taxonomy places the organism in Eukaryota, Fungi, Ascomycota, Pichiomycetes, Serinales, Metschnikowiaceae. Gene Ontology annotation, biological process: long-chain fatty acid biosynthetic process. Gene Ontology annotation, molecular function: [acyl-carrier-protein] S-acetyltransferase activity; fatty acid synthase activity; [acyl-carrier-protein] S-malonyltransferase activity.